AUGAAAGCAGUCUCUGGAGCAAUAUUGAACAAUAUUUUGCAAGCUGGUCUCAAGGAAAGGUUCAGUCCUGAGAUUAUCUCGCGGCUGACCUCGUCAGCCUUGUCUUUACCAGACCUCGAACUCUCGGACGAAGACAAAAGACUUGUUCUGGCUGUAUAUGCUCGUGGUUUAAAUAUCGUGUUUAUUUCGUUUAGUAUACUGACUGUCAUUAUGUUCAUGGCGUCUCUUGGUUUGCGUGACUAUGGCCUCGGCCAAAAAGUGCAAUUGUCACAAGGAGAAGUACACAGUGGUCAAGUGGUUGAUAUUGAUAGGCCGCUUGGCGAUGGCUUGAAUGAGCAGGAUGGGGAGGACAGGGAUGAUACUUAG
Messenger RNA from Penicillium malachiteum, 366 nucleotides. RefSeq lists its product as uncharacterized. NCBI's taxonomy places the organism in Eukaryota, Fungi, Ascomycota, Eurotiomycetes, Eurotiales, Aspergillaceae. The transcript has a single exon. The record is from RefSeq and is a predicted model, not a curated record. Bases 1 to 366 code for a protein of 121 amino acids.